CUAGGUUUACAGAGCAGAUUGGAUCAGAUCAAGGCAGAGAGAGUAAAGAGGAGAGAGGGAGAGGAGAGAGUGGGAAACUGAGUGAGAGAGCAAAAGAGAGAGAGAGAGAGAGAAGCAGAGAACAGACUGUUUAAAACAGCACUGUUUCGGGAAAGGAGGGACAUCCAGCGCAGCAGCAGAGGCAGCAUACUGAUCCUCCAACCAGCUGCUGAGCAGACCUCCAGAGCGCCAGACCUCACCCUCAGCCUGACCUCUCUCCACCCCAGCAGAUAGCUGCCCGCUGACGGAAGAGAGAGCAAGAGACACACCAGGGAAAAGGAGAGGAUCCCACUCCACCCGUUCAAAACCGCCUCAAGCUGUGGCUAGGGGAGCAGACAGACAGACACCGGUGCUGCAGGCAGUGGUGAGAGAUGGUUAGGAGGAGGAGACUACAGCUCCAGAGUGGAAUAGCUGGAUCGAACCUGAGAGGAAUUCCAAAAACAGCUGUCCGGCAGACAUCCCUCCCGAGAGCAAGUGGCGAGAGCAGGGCGGCCCCAGGGCAGAGACAGUAGUCAGUCAGCCCCAGUGAGUUUGGGAACCACACGCCACACACACCUCUUUAGCAGUCAGCACUAGGACUGCAGACCUUCAGGAGGGCAGUGGACACCUUUUGGCAGGAACCAGGAGCUUAUCCCAGGAAUUACACAAGGUGAGGGAAAGGAAAUGGGGCUGGUUGACCACACUGCAACCUCAUAGACAACACUGGUGAGAACUUGGACUCCUGAUCAACUUGGAUUUCCUGAUUAAUGACAGAAAUAUCAAAGCUAUCUUCGGAGCAGCACAAGACAACACAGCCAUUUCAUUGAGAAUGUAAUUUCCUCAUCUCCCCAGGGAGACCUUGUGCUCAGUGUGAAGUUCUUCACCCAUCCUAAAGUUCCGGGAGAGUCCUCCUCUUUGUCCUUUAUCUCUGAGCUCUAUUCAACAGUGACCACCAUGCCUGCCAAAGCACCCAUCUACCUGAAGUCCAAAAAUAGCAAGAAAGGCAAGAAGUGUCGUCUGAGAGACAUCCUGUCCCCAGACAUGAUCAGCCCACCGCUGGGGGACUUCCGCCACACCAUCCACAUCGGAAAAGGCGGGGAGAGGGACGCCUUCGGGGACAUGUCCUUCCUCCAGGGAAGGUUUGAGCUCCUGCCUGGGAAAGGUGAGGUGUUCCGUCCGCAGUACAGCAUCCACAACGAGUUCCUGCGGGCCAACAGCGCAUCUGAUGCCCAGUUUCCUGACACACCCUCUCCCGUUCUAAAGAACGCCAUCUCACUCCCUUCAAUUGGGGGUUGCCAGGCCCUCACCCUGCCCCACCUCUCCACCGCUGUGUUCUCUAUGCCCGCUAUGGACCCCCUGGUUUGCAUGGUAGGGCGGAUCCCUACCUCUCCCCUGGGGAGCCCAGACGGGGCUGACAUCCUGGAGGUUGAAACCCCGUUGGGUUCCAUCGAGGUCUUCAGCAGCAACCCGACCAGACAUCCGACAGAAGUCACAACCAAACCAGGCGUCCUGCUGGAUCUGAUAGAGAAACCAGAGAAGCCAAAGACGGAGAAAGUCUCCAAAAGUCAUCAUAAAAAGCACAAUGGUGAAAACGGGUAUGAAAAGCCUUCACCUACCUAUUACAUCAAUGGCAACAGCAAUGGUAACGGUGUCUUCAAUGAAAACAGCAAUGGCAUCUUCAAUAGUAAUGAAGGCUUCAGCGGCAAUGACAACCGCAAUGGCUUUAGAAGCUUUAACAAUGACAUUACCCUCCGCUUCGAGAAAAAGCUCUCUGAUUGCAAUGGAGACUGGGUGGACAGGGACAGCGGGGUGGAUGAGGGGCGCCUAUGCGACUUUGACUUUGAGUUCUCCAAGGACAAGAGCGUGUCACAGUAUUCAAUCUCCCACAUCACCGGGUCUCUUCUGUCACUUGAACUCGAUUUGGGCCCCUCCAUUCUUGAUGAUGUACUCAACAUCAUGGGUGACCCCAAGGCAAAGAGCAGACCUUGAGCAAUGCCAAAGCUGAAGAGGUGAAAGGGAAAUACAGAACUUGAGAGAAGUAUGAGAAAGGUCUCACAAACCUGUCAAGAUACAGUCCAUGGCAUGUGGAGCGCUGCUUAUGUCCUUAUUUUCUAAAUAAGUUUCUAAUUUAGCUUCUUGGAAGUCUCAAUGCUUUUAUUGUUUGUGCGUUGUGCCACCAGUAUUAGGAGAUGCAUGUGCUAUUGAAUUACUACUAAACCAAAGCCAUUGUGCCUUUUAUUUUGCAAUUAAAUUAAGAUUAAAGGGUAGUUUAGUGUUCUUUUCCCGACUUUUGCUGUAGAUAAAAAAGGUUGCUUUGAUACACAAUCUAAAGCCCUGUUUCUCUGUAAAUAUAAUGCAUCUUGUGUGACUUUUAACAUGUUUAUCAAGGCACUGUUUUGUUUGUCACAUGACCAUUUUAUUAACAAAACUACAAAGAAUCUUAUGCAUAAUAUACAGUACUUGUGUUUUUAUUAAAUGGCAUUAAUAAAUUAAA
Messenger RNA from Oncorhynchus mykiss (rainbow trout), 2512 nucleotides. RefSeq names its product cdc42 effector protein 3. NCBI's taxonomy places the organism in Eukaryota, Metazoa, Chordata, Actinopteri, Salmoniformes, Salmonidae. The record is from RefSeq and is a predicted model, not a curated record. Gene Ontology annotation, molecular function: small GTPase binding. Gene Ontology annotation, cellular component: cytoplasm; plasma membrane; cytoskeleton. Gene Ontology annotation, biological process: Rho protein signal transduction; positive regulation of pseudopodium assembly; positive regulation of actin filament polymerization.